AUGCCGGUUCCGCAUCUCCGCCGUGCUUCCCAAGCCAGCAGAUCAUCUAGAUCAUCCAUGGAAGAUUCCCCGCCAAGUGGAGAGGAUGAGGUCGUUGAGCCCGAUCAGGGAAACGUACUGUCUCACAUCAUUUCUCAGUUGCGCCCAGGUGCUGAUCUGAGUCGUGUCGUCUUGCCGACAUUCAUUCUCGAGCCCCGGUCUAUGCUGGAGCGGAUCACCAACUUCAUGGCCCAUCCUGAAACACUCCUUCCUAUGUCGGCCAUUGACGAUCCCCUUGAGCGCUUUGUCUCCGUGGUGAAAUUUUAUCUGAGUGGAUGGCACAUCAAACCACCAGGAGUGAAGAAGCCGCUCAAUCCCAUCCUGGGAGAGACCUUCACUUGCUACUGGGACUAUCCCGAUGGAACCCGUGCCUAUUACAUCUCCGAACAGACCUCCCACCACCCACCCAAGUCGAGCUAUUUCUUUGCAGCACCGGAGCAUAAAAUCCGGAUUGAUGGAACGCUCAAGCCCCGCAGUAAAUUCUUGGGCAACUCUGCCGCCAGUAUGAUGGAGGGUAUCGCCAUUCUGCGACUGUUGAACCACGGAGAUAAAGAAAAGGGCGAAAGAUAUAUUCUGACCCAACCCAAUAUGUAUGCGCGCGGCAUUCUUUUCGGAAAGAUGAGGUAUGAACUUGGCGAUCACAGCUACGUGCGUUGUCCUGAGAAUCACCUCGUGGCCGAUAUCGAGUUCAAGACCAAAGGAUAUUUCUCCGGUACUUAUAACGCCAUUGGGGGAACUAUCAAGAACGAAAAGACUGGAGAGGUGCUAUAUGAACUGUCCGGAAUGUGGAAUGGGGAGAUGGACCUGAAGGAUGUUCACACCCACAAAAAAGACAUCUUGUUUGAUGCAACACACGCGAAGGCUACCCCUCCUUUGGUCCGCCCCAUGGAGGAGCAGGGAGAGCGGGAAUCGCAGCGACUAUGGCAUGACACUGUCCAAGCGAUUAUAGCCCGCGAUCAUGAAGCUGCAACGGACGCAAAGACCAAGAUCGAAGACCGCCAGCGAGAGGAGGCGGCGAAGCGCGCCGAUGAGGGACUUGAAUGGCGUCCGCGACUUUUCCGUCAUAUCCAAGGUGGUCCCGGUGGACCGGAUGAGGGCGAGGAAGACCUUGACUGGAUCAUCAAUGCUCAAAUUGACAUGAACGAUCCCCAGGUCGCUACCAAGCAGAUCCUCUCAAUCGUACCGAUCGUCCAAGGCUCCGAGACAAAUCCCGAUGCCACCCAAAGCACCGUGGAACGAACAGAUCCUCAAACAUCAGAAGCGAAGAAGUUUGUAGACGCCCAGGAAACCUCAUAA
Molecule: messenger RNA, 1335 nt
Organism: Penicillium coprophilum
Lineage: Eukaryota; Fungi; Ascomycota; Eurotiomycetes; Eurotiales; Aspergillaceae
Product: OSBP family protein
Exons: 9
Coding region: 1-1335 (444 amino acids)
Cellular component (GO): membrane; intracellular membrane-bounded organelle; cortical endoplasmic reticulum
Molecular function (GO): sterol binding
Source: RefSeq, a predicted model, not a curated record